Quercus robur (English oak) is the source of this 2223-nucleotide messenger RNA. RefSeq names its product L-type lectin-domain containing receptor kinase IX.1-like. Bases 70 to 2151 code for a protein of 693 amino acids. The transcript is spliced from 3 exons. Gene Ontology annotation, cellular component: plasma membrane. Gene Ontology annotation, molecular function: carbohydrate binding; protein kinase activity; ATP binding. The record is from RefSeq and is a predicted model, not a curated record. Gene Ontology annotation, biological process: protein phosphorylation. Lineage: Eukaryota; Viridiplantae; Streptophyta; Magnoliopsida; Fagales; Fagaceae.
UGCAACAAGUAUUCAAAUUUGAUGUCAAUUUGCAUACCUCUAACCUAAUCUCAAACCUCUCUCCCAGCCAUGGUUUUCCCAGCAUCAAAGCUGCUCUUUCUCUACUUGAUCGUAACCAUUUCACUCUUUCUCAUAAUCCCUUGUGCAACUCAGCUAACCUUCAACUACUCCGAUUUCAUUGAAACAAAUAACAAAACUGUUAUCAUUACAGGGAACGCUACUAUCUCAGGUUCAUUUAUCAAAAUCACGCCAAAUGCUGUGGACAAUUGGGGUCGAGCCACAUAUUUAAAGUUGAUGCAUCUUUGGAACGAAGAAUCAGGAAAACUCGCCAACUUCACUACAAAUUUCUCCUUCAUCAUUUAUUCGCCAGGUGAAGUCAGAUAUUCAGAUGGCCUCAUGUUCUUCCUUGCAAGUCCAGAUUUCCCACAACCUAGUCCAACAGAUGGCGUCGGCCUUGGCCUUGCAAGUCGUGACCAAGUCAGAGACCCAAGUUUCUUAUCUGCAAAUAAAUUCGUUGCUGUGGAGUUUGAUACUUAUCGAAAUCCUAGAUGGGAUCCUCCUUUGCCGGUAAGUGAACAUGUUGGUAUCAAUAUUAACAACAUCACAUCUUUGACCUCUACACCAUGGUAUUGUAAUAUUAAGGAAAAUAGAACAUAUAGUGUAAGUGUCAGUUACGAUGCUAUUAUGCAAAAUCUUAGUGUCACCUUCACUGGUUUCAAUAAUGGUACCACCCCUAUUCAACAGCACCUUUCUUCUGUAACUAAUUUGAUAGAGCAUUUACCAGAAUGGGUUGAAUUUGGGUUCUCGGCUUCAACAGGCUUUCUUUCUGAGUCACAUAUUCUUUGCACUUGGUCGUUUCAAUCAACACAACCUUUUUGGAUCCAACCAAACAAGAAUGAGAAAAAUUUUAGAAAGAAAAAAUUAGUGGUGGGCCUAAGCGUGGGUGCUUGUAUUUUGUUUAGUUGUUUGGGGUUGGUUUGGCUUUUGUAUAAGAGGAAGUGGGGUAGAGGGGGAGAAGAAGAGGACUUGGGUUUUGAUCUUUCCAUGGACGACGAAUUUGAAAGAGGUACUGGGCCAAAGAAAUUUUCCUACAAUGAACUGGUUAGUGCAACAAAUAACUUUGCUGAGGAGAAGAAGCUUGGAGAAGGAGGGUUCGGUGGGGUUUAUCAAGGAUUUUUACGAGACUUGAAUUCUUAUGUUGCUAUCAAAAGGGUAUCAAGGGGAUCUAAACAAGGGAUAAAGGAGUAUGCAUCUGAGGUGAAGAGUAUUAGUCGGUUGAGGCAUCGGAAUUUGGUGCAACUCCUUGGUUGGUGUCACGAGAAGAAGAAUCUCCUACUUAUUUAUGAAUUCAUGUCAAAUGGUAGCUUAGAUUCACAUCUUUUCAAAGGCAAGAGUUUGUUAACAUGGGUGGUGAGAUACAAUAUUGCUCGAGGCCUAGCAUCAGCACUGCUAUACUUGCAUGAAGAAUGGGAACAAUGUGUAUUACAUAGGGACAUAAAGUCAAGCAAUGUCAUGUUGGAUUCAAAUUUCAAUGCAAAGCUUGGAGAUUUUGGCCUAGCUAGACCUGUGGACCAUGACAAAGGAUCGCAAACCACGGCUUUGGCAGGGACCAUGGGCUAUAUGGCCCCUGAAUGUGUUAUCUCAGGCAGGGCCAGCAAAGAAUCAGAUAUAUAUAGUUUUGGGGUUGUGGCUUUGGAACUAGCUUGUGGAAGAAAGCCCAUUAAUCCCAAUGCAAAAGAAGAUGAAGUAAUUAUGUUAGAGUGGGUUUGGGAGCUUUAUGGAACAGGAAAUCUUCUUAAGGUUGCUGACCCUAGAUUGUGUGGAGAUUUUGAUGAGCAGCAAAUGGAACGAUUGAUGGUGGUUGGGCUUUGGUGUGCGCAUCCAGAUUCCAUUGCUAGGCCUUCAAUAAGGAAAGCCAUUCAAGUGCUCAAUUUUGAAACUGCAUUGCCCAUUCUUGAGCCAAAAAUGCCUAUACCAACCUAUAUUACCCCUGCAAUUCGUGCGUCUACAUCUUCAACAACUUCAUUGGAAAAUCACCAUGCUCAGUCAUCAAGCCAUAGUAGCUACACUGGUUCUUCACAAUUAAGCACAUAUUCUGCAGCUUCUUCAUCCACUUCACUUUUAUACUCGCAAUCUGUUCAUACCAUGUAGUUUAUCUAGGAAACAUUGCCUAAGUGUGUACAAUAAAGAAUUUCAUAAUGUAAUUAUGUUUCAAAGUGUUAU